Messenger RNA from Synchiropus splendidus (mandarinfish), 3871 nucleotides. RefSeq names its product kirre like nephrin family adhesion molecule 3, like (gene kirrel2). The coding region runs from base 316 to 2658 and encodes 780 amino acids. Gene Ontology annotation, biological process: cell-cell adhesion. The record is from RefSeq and is a predicted model, not a curated record. The transcript has 15 exons. NCBI's taxonomy places the organism in Eukaryota, Metazoa, Chordata, Actinopteri, Syngnathiformes, Callionymidae. Gene Ontology annotation, molecular function: cell adhesion molecule binding. Gene Ontology annotation, cellular component: cell-cell junction.
GCUACCAGUGUGACUGUCAACGCGCGUCUCCCAUUGGCGAAAGCGAGUGAGGACUAAACAGAGAGGACCGUCAGGGGAAGACCGGCACAGAGCGAGAGAGAGAGAGAGAGAGAGGAGAGAGAGUGGAGUGGACCGAGAGGAAACUUCAUCACUAGCGCGGAGGAGAGAGCGCAUCCGUGCGCAGCAUGAACCAGCCGAGUGGACUGUGGAAGAGCCUCUGAUUUCACGCGUGGACUAUCAGAAACAGAGCAGAGGAAAGUUACCAGCCAUGGCGCGCUGACUGGCACCUGGAACACGCGGGUUGGAUUCAAGUGGAUGAUAUUGCGGAGGAGUCCCGGUGUGGCGAUAUUCCAGCGGAUCGGCGUCGGAGCGACCAAAAUGACUGCGAUAUACCUCAUCUUUUGCCUUAUGGUCACAGCCGCCACCCAAGCAGCCUACUUCUCCCAGCAGCCCCAGGACCAAGUGGUGGUGUCCGGCCAGUCGGUGACUUUACCGUGCGUCAUCGUGGGCUACAGAGGAAUGGUUCAGUGGACCAAAGACGGACUGGCACUGGGCGGCGAGAGAGAUUUACCAGGCUGGACACGGUAUUCCUUAAUGGGCGACCCACUAUCAGGCGAGCACAGCUUGCAGAUCGAUUCGGCAGAGCUGGCGGACGACGCCGUGUACGAGUGUCAAGCAACACAGGCAGGACUGCGCUCCCACCGCGCCAAGCUCACUGUACUAGUUCCUCCGUCCGACCCCGUGGUGGAGGGCGGCCCUGUGGUCCGUCUGAAGGCGCAUGCACCACACAACCUCACCUGCAGAGCCUCGGGAGCCAAGCCUGCCGCCGAGAUCACAUGGUACCGAGACGGCGAAGUGAUGGACACGGCCAUUUACUCCAAGACCCUGAUGGAGGACGGCAAGAGGGAGACAGCUGUCAGUAUGCUUCCCAUCAUCCCGGAGGACAGCGACUCGGGUCGCACCUACACCUGCAGGGUUCUCAAUCCAGCCGCCCCUGCUGGAAGACAGACGUCCGUCACCAUCAACGUGCAGCACCCUCCGUCUGUGACUCUGUCCGUCCAGCCCCAGACGGUGACAGAGGGCGCUAAAGUUCUCUUCAUCUGCGCGGCUUCAGCGAACCCAGAAAUCACCGGGUACAGGUGGGCGAAAGGAGGCGUCCCCAUCUCUGAGGCCAACGGCGACAGUUUGGAGGUGACGGUGGACCACUCCUACUUCACCGACCCGGUCUCCUGCGAGGUGUCCAACUCAGUGGGGAGCACCAACGUCAGCACUCUGGUGGAUGUGCAAUUCGGCCCUCGGUUGCUGUCGGAGCCCAAGCCAAUGACGGUGGACAUGGGGAUGGACGCUGCCUUCACCUGCGCCUGGACUGGAAACCCGCCACUCACGCUGGCGUGGACCAAACAGGGCUCGAGUGUGGUCCUCAGCAAUGGCAACACCUUGCAGCUGAAGGCGGUCACCCAGGAGGACGCGGGGACCUACACCUGCAAGGCCAUCGUGCCCAGGAUAGGAGUGGCGGAGCGGGACGUGACUCUGACCGUCAACGGUCCACCCAUCAUCUCAGCAGAAGCCACGCAGCACGCCGUCAAGCACUCCAAGGGCAAGCUGGAGUGCCGGGUGGCCAGCAGCCCUCCCCCGGACAAGAUAGUUUGGUCGUUCGGAGACCUGACCCUUUCCUCCGGGACGUCUGGUCGCUACUCCGUGCAGACCGUGACCAGCAACCACGGGGUGGUGUCCUCCUUGGUUAUGUCCGAGACACAGGCCCAGGACUUCCAGCUGCGCUACAACUGCACCGCCUGGAACCGCUUUGGGUCUGGCACCGUCCUGGUCACGCUGAAGGAGCAAGAAGCCAUGCCUGUCCUGAUCAUCGUGGGCGGGGCCGUGGGUGGCGGCUGUGUCCUGCUCAUCUGCGUCAUCGCGCUGGUCUCCUUCUGCUGCAGGCACACAGGCAAAGGUGAGCUCAACGGUAAACGAUGCACCCGCCUGUCCAAGAGCGACAUCAGAGUUCAGAUCGUCCACAGCGACCACAACGCCUCGCGCGGGAACGAUGAUGAGGAAGACGUGAAAGAGCCCAUGGCUCCGAAUAGCAGCGAGUCUCCGGGGACUUCCCGAACAGAACACAGUGACCUUCUGGAGGAGGAGGAGGACGAGCGAUCGGACAUCAAGGAUCCGACGAACGGCUACUACAACGUGCGUGGCCACGACGACCGGCACAUCCGCAGCAGCGGGUUCUCGGAGUACGUCCCCAACGCACGGCCGGUCUACACGCCGUCGCAGCUCCCCUCUCCGAGCCCCAUGUACGGCCAGCACGGCACGCAGCCGCGCAUCUACGACUUCUCCCACCGGUACGCCACCACCACGGCCACGCCCUCCUCGUAUGAACAGCAGCAAGCCGCCCAGCAGCCGGCGACUCAGCCCGCUAGCAUCUAUCCGGCCGACCCGCUCUACAACAGCGGCUCCGCCUACCUGCCUGCUACCUACGGCCGUGCGUUCACCAGCUACGUCAAGCCCGCGUCCUACGAGAAGGUGGACGCCUACGACCAGUCCGAUCAGGCCAGCAAGGUGUCCAGCUCCUCCCGCUUCUCGUACGCCUCCUCACAAGUGUCCUCGCAGCAGUCCGACUACGGCCGGCCUUCACAGCGCAUGCAGACGCACGUCUGAUCGAACACUUCCAGAGGAACCUUGCCAUGAUUCGCCGCCACAUGGCCGGACUAACAAAGACAUUCUUAACCUGGGUGGACCUACGAGGACAGUUCUGACGUGUAAUUUAGGUUAUGGAAUAACCAACUCUCACUUCAAGGAUCCGCAGUGGAACUAAUGAGAAGCUGCUGAGCAGAUAGUGACGACACCGAAGCCGUCGGUCUGGGGGACACAAAUGGAGGCGGGGACUGUGUGUGUGUGUGUCAAACAUUGAAAAGAGACGCAGGAACAAACUGGGACUUGAACAUGUUGUCGUCUGUCAUUCGGUGUUUUGUUGGCAUGCAAAAGGAAUUCUAAGCACAUUUGUGUCUCUACCAUCUACCGAGGACUGAGCUUUCACUGAGACUCUCCUGCACAACACGCGAGCGCCACUGACCAACAAGUCUUACUAGCACUGCACUAAGUGAAGAGUUGAAUCAAACCCAAGUUCGGAAACUUUCCCGCGUGGAACAGAAUGUGCAGCCUCGCCGCGGCGCGAGGGCGACGCUUGGAUCGGCCACGAAACCCAAAGAUGGCGAUAGAAAUCUCCAGUGGGUUUUACAGGAACAAUCAGAAAGAAGGCAAUCUUAACUUAAACUAAACUUGAAUGCAGUGUCUGCUUGGGUCGGGCGGCGAGACGUGCCACGGGCUCCGGGUUCGGACCGCGCCAUCGAGUUUUACAACCCAAUCAAACUGUCUCAAUGUUUACAACAAGAGCUACCCUGAAACAGUGUGUAAAAAUGGCCGAGCCCAUACUUCUCUCUCUGUUGCAUGCUAUCGAUGUCUCGUGAAAAAAAUCAUCCGCGUUUCUACUCCUCGUCAUCUCACGUGGGGGAUGCCUGGUGGUGCUCAGUAUGGAUGCCUGUACUGCCAUUUGUCCUAACAGACCAGAGAGAACAAACGUGGAGAAGCAAACAUCAUCGCUUUGUCUUUAUUUUUAUAUUUUCUACAAGCCUUAAUGUACAGUGUGUGAGCUGCUCUCUUGUACAGUAUCUUUAUAAACAUAUAUCUUGGUUUGAAGCCACGUUUUCAGUUCUGAUCAAUCACUGAAUGCUUUUUCUUUGCUUCACAACUAAUUUCCAUUUGUUUGUUCAUGAUUUUAAUAAUGUAUUCAGAAAUUUAUUUGCUAAAAAAAUGAGCUAUUGUUGCUUGUACGUUUGUACACAUAUUUAUAUUUAAAUAAAACCAUUUCAGA